This is a messenger RNA of Castor canadensis (American beaver), 3783 nucleotides long. Lineage: Eukaryota; Metazoa; Chordata; Mammalia; Rodentia; Castoridae. The record is from RefSeq and is a predicted model, not a curated record.
UUGCCAUUCUAAAUCUAAGAGUUCCUCUAUGUAGCCAAGGAAUUCCCAGCUUCUGGGCUGGGGCUUUUGGCUCAAGUGCCUGCCUAAUAAGUGCAAAAGUGUAAGACCCUGAAUUCAAACCUCAGUGUCAUCAAAAAAAAAAAAAAGGGGAUUCCCAGCUUCAGCCUAUGUCAUGGCACUCUAAGUAGGUGCUACCUUGCCUCCCCAUGUGAAUGAAAACAAGUCUAUGAGUUUACAAAUUUAGGGGAAAUCCACAAUUCUUAUUUUAUAAUUUCUAAGUACCGAAUUGUAUUUGCAAUUAGUUGGGAAUUCUCUCUGACUUCAGUAGUUCUGUUUAACCUAUUUUCUUAAAGGUAUAGCACAUAGAAACAGGUCAAUAGAAAUGUAUUCCAGCUGAACAUUUUUAGGUUGUUCCCAAGUCAGACUGUGUCCAAUUGGUAGGUUUGUAACCAUGUUGCCAAAAUGUCUUCAGUUUUGGAACAGGAAUUGACAAGUCUUAGCCCAAGUCUUUUCAGAUGCAUUGUAUCUGAUAAAUGUGAAAAGAAACUACCUCAGGUAUAGUAGAACUGUUGUGUUGCCCGCCCUUCUGUGUCUAAUGCCUGUGCUUUGCAUAGCCCCUCCUCCUAGGUCUGGAUGGAGGAUACUUUAAAGUGAAAUGACAGACCAGGAGAAUAACAACAACAUCUCAAGUAACCCCUUUGCUGCUCUUUUUGGCUCCCUGGCUGAUGCCAAGCAGUUUGCAGCAAUCCAAAAAGAGCAGCUGAAGCAGCAAUCUGAUGAACUCCCAGCUAGCCCAGAUGACUCGGACAAUAGUGUGUCAGAGAGCCUGGAUGAAUUUGAUUACUCCGUGGCUGAGAUCAGCCGCUCUUUCCGAUCACAGCAAGAAAUAUGUGAGCAACUCAACAUCAAUCACAUGAUCCAGAGAAUCUUCCUCAUCACUCUGGACAACAGUGAUCCAAGCUUGAAAAGUGGGAAUGGCAUCCCCAGCCGUUGUGUGUAUUUGGAAGAAAUGGCAGUGGAGCUGGAAGAUCAAGAUUGGCUUGAUAUGAGCAACAUUGAGCAGGCCAUCUUCUCUCGACUAUUGCUUCAAGAUCCAGGAAACCACUUAAUUAACAUGACUUCUUCUACAACGUUAAAUCUCUCUGCUGAUCGAGAUGCAGGGGAGAGGCACAUUUUUUGUUACCUUUACUCCUGCUUCCAGAGAGCUAAAGAAGAGAUUACCAAAGUUCCAGAGAACCUGUUACCCUUUGCAGUGCAGUGCAGAAACCUCACUGUGUCUAAUACCCGAACAGUUCUCCUCACCCCAGAGAUCUAUGUUGACCAAAACAUCCAUGAGCAACUGGUAGAUUUGAUGUUGGAAGCUAUCCAAGGAGCCCAUUUUGAAGAUGUAACUGAGUUUCUGGAAGAGGUCAUUGAAGCCUUGCUACUGGAUGAGGAAGUUCGAACAUUUCCUGAAGUCAUGAUUCCAGUGUUUGAUAUUUUAUUGGGCCGAAUAAAAGAUCUGGAGCUCUGCCAGAUCCUGUUAUAUGCAUAUCUGGAUAUUCUUCUCUAUUUCACUAGGCAAAAGGAUAUGGCAAAGGUUUUUGUAGAAUAUAUUCAGCCCAAGGACCCUAGCAAUGGGCAGAUGUAUCAGAAGACCUUGCUGGGAGUCAUUCUGAAUAUCUCCUGCUUAUUAAAGACUCCAGGAGUGGUAGAAAAUCAUGGCUACUUCCUGAAUCCAUCUCGUUCCAGUCCUCAGGAGAUCAAAGUACAGGAGGCCAACAUCCAUCAGUUCAUGGCUCAGUUCCAUGAAAAGAUCUACCAGAUGCUGAAGAACUUGCUCCAGCUCUCUCCAGAAACCAAACACUGUAUCUUGUCCUGGCUUGGAAACUGUUUGCAUGCAAAUGCAGGCCGCACCAAGAUUUGGGCCAAUCAGAUGCCGGAAAUCUUCUUCCAAAUGUAUGCUUCGGAUGCCUUCUUUCUAAAUCUGGGUGCUGCUCUCCUGAAGCUGUGCCAGCCAUUUUGCAAACCCAGAUCCUCUCGGCUCCUCACCUUUAAUCCUACUUACUGUGCCCUGAAGGAGUUGAAUGAUGAAGAACGAAAAAUUAAAAAUGUACACAUGAGAGGUUUGGACAAAGAAACUUGUUUGAUCCCAGCUGUGCAAGAGCCAAAGUUUCCCCAGAACUACAACCUUGUAACAGAGAACCUUGCCCUGACAGAGUACACCUUGUAUUUGGGAUUUCACAGGUUGCAUGAUCAGAUGGUAAAAAUCAACCAAAAUCUGCAUCGGCUGCAGGUUGCCUGGCGGGAUGCUCAGCAGAGUUCUAGCCCUGCUGCUGACAGUCUCCGUGAGCAGUUUGAACGACUGAUGACCAUCUAUCUUUCUACUAAGACGGCCAUGACUGAGCCACAGAUGCUGCAGAACUGUCUAAAUUUGCAGGUGUCCAUGGCUGUUCUACUUGUUCAACUGGCCAUAGGCAAUGAGGGCUCACAGCCAAUAGAGCUAACUUUUCCUUUGCCAGAUGGCUACAGUUCUUUGGCUUAUGUGCCAGGUAAGCAGACUUUCCCUUGGGAAGUUCCUAUUUAUAGCAGUCUAAGUUUAACUGGUAAGGAAGAUUUUGACAACAACCUUGACACAUUCAGAAUAAAGAAAGGGCACAUAAGCUCCAGCUUAUUCUCUGGUAAACCAUCCUUGCUGAUUUCUGGCUCUUGCCUUACUCUAGGAGACCCCCAUCAAUUUGAACAGAAGUUUAAUUAUCGUCGUCCCAUGUAUCCUAUCCUAAGAUACAUGUGGGGGACAGAUAACUAUCGAGAGAGCAUUAAGGAUUUGGCUGACUAUGCUUCUAAGAAUUUAGAAGCCAUGAAUCCCCCACUUUUCCUCCGCUUUCUUAACCUGCUAAUGAAUGAUGCCAUCUUUCUUUUGGAUGAAGCCAUACAGUAUUUGAGCAAGAUAAAGAUUCAGCAGAUUGAGAAAGACCGAGGUGAAUGGGAUAGUCUGACACCAGAAGCCCGCCGUGAGAAGGAGGCUGGCCUGCAGAUGUUUGGGCAGCUCGCACGUUUCCAUAACAUUAUGUCCAAUGAAACAAUUGGUACCCUUGCCUUCCUGACAUCAGAGAUCAAAUCACUCUUCGUGCACCCCUUCCUCGCUGAACGCAUCAUCUCCAUGCUGAACUACUUCCUGCAGCACCUGGUUGGCCCCAAGAUGGGUGCCUUAAAAGUCAAGGACUUCAGCGAAUUUGACUUCAAACCCCAGCAGCUCGUAUCAGAUAUCUGCACUAUCUACUUAAAUCUUGGGGAUGAGGAGAAUUUCUGUGCCACUGUGCCCAAGGAUGGACGUUCCUACUCCCCAACUCUCUUUGCACAGACAGUUCGAGUCCUGAAGAAGAUAAAUAAGCCUGGGAAUAUGAUUGUGGCUUUCAGCAACUUGGCAGAGAGAAUCAAGUCUCUUGCAGACCUCCAACAACAGGAAGAAGAGACCUAUGCAGAUGCCUGUGAUGAGUUCCUGGAUCCCAUCAUGAGUACACUCAUGUCUGACCCUGUGGUGCUGCCAUCUUCCAGAGUCACUGUGGAUAGAUCCACCAUUGCCAGGCACUUGCUCAGUGACCAAACCGAUCCUUUUAACCGUAGUCCCCUCACAAUGGACCAGAUCCGGCCAAACACUGAACUAAAAGAAAAAAUCCAGCGGUGGCUUGCAGAGAGGAAACAACAAAAGGAACAACUUGAAUAAAUACUGUGAACUAAACAAACCAAACACCAACCCCAGAGUGUAGAUUAAACAAUUAUUUGUGGUUUCUCUUUUUCUGA